Messenger RNA from Populus trichocarpa (black cottonwood), 1433 nucleotides. Its product is annotated as eukaryotic translation initiation factor 3 subunit H. NCBI's taxonomy places the organism in Eukaryota, Viridiplantae, Streptophyta, Magnoliopsida, Malpighiales, Salicaceae. Gene Ontology annotation, cellular component: eukaryotic translation initiation factor 3 complex; cytosol; eukaryotic 43S preinitiation complex. Gene Ontology annotation, molecular function: translation initiation factor activity; protein binding; metallopeptidase activity. The transcript is spliced from 12 exons. The record is from RefSeq and is a predicted model, not a curated record. Bases 148 to 1173 code for a protein of 341 amino acids.
CAACACCCUCACGGCCCGCCCCAAGCUAGCAAAACCUCACCGCUUCUUACCUCAGCUGCCUCUCUAAAGAAGAAGGGUUUUUCUCGCUCGCCAGGUAGAGAGGCUAAAGCAAUCGUCUUCUCGCAUCAUCAAAUUCUCGGCGACGCCAUGGCUAAUACUACCACUCCCACAAUGGCAAGGUCUUUCCUUCAAGUAGCAGCCACAGAGGAGGUUGCUCCUCCUCUCCGUGCUGUUCAGAUCGAAGGACUGGCUGUGUUGAAAAUAAUCAAACACUGCAAGGAGUUUUCACCGUCUUUAGUGACUGGGCAGCUUCUAGGAUUGGAUGUUGGUAGCGUUCUUGAAGUUACCAACUGUUUCCCUUUCCCGAUUAGGGAAGAGGAUGAGGAGAUUGAAGCAGAAGGUGCUAAUUACCAGCUUGAGAUGAUGAGGUGCUUGAGAGAGGUCAAUGUCGACAAUAACACUGUUGGAUGGUAUCAGUCAAUGUUGUUUGGUUGUUUUCAAACAGUGGAAUUGAUCGAGACAUUUAUGAAUUACCAGGAAAAUAUUAGACGGUGUGUUUGUAUUAUUUAUGAUCCUUCAAGAGCUAACCAAGGUGUUUUAGCUCUCAAGGCUUUGAAGCUUUCUGAUUCUUUCAUGGAUCUGUAUCGCAAUAACAAUUUUACUGGAGAGAAGUUGAGGGAGAAAAACUUGUCAUGGGUGGAUAUUUUUGAGGAAAUUCCUAUCAAAGUUUCAAAUUCUGCACUUAUUAGUGCCUUUAUGACUGAGCUAGAAAAUGAUACACCAGUGACCCAGUGUGAUUAUGACCGCCUGCAAUUAUCAACCAGUCCAUAUUUGGAAAGGAAUGUAGAAUUUUUGAUUGAAUGCAUGGAUGAUUUGUCAAUGGAGCAGCAGAAGUUCCAAUAUUACUAUCGGAACCUGUCACGCCAGCAAGCUCAGCAGCAAGCAUGGCUUCAAAAGAGAAGGUCAGAGAACAUGUCACGCAAAGCUGCAGGAGAAGAACCCUUGCCUGAGGAGGAUCCUUUAAAUCCCAUCUUCAAACCAAUCCCAGAACCAUCACGGUUGGAUAGUUUCCUGAUAACCAAUCAAAUAGCAAAUUAUUGUAACCAAAUCAAUGGGGUUUCUGGGCAGAGCUUCAGCCGAUUAUAUUUGAUGAAGGCUUUGCAUGAGAAUUGAUACAAUGUGAAGUUUGAAUGGCCAGUCAUGCCUCAUUUCACAAGUGUUUUUUGUUUUUGUAGCCUUUGUUGAUUAGGAAGAGGAUGGAUUCCUGGUAGGAUGCCCUCUUGGAUGAAAAUGAACAAAUUUGGGGCAAGGAACAAUUCAUGCGUAAUCGUGUCUUCAUUUGAAAAUGAUUCGAGAUUGUAACUUAUCGUUGUUUUAAAUCGACUCUUAUAAGAGAGACUUGGAUGGUUGAAAAAUGAGCAAUUUUACAUGAA